GCAGACCUGCCAGAACGAGCACAUGCAUCGACUUCUUUCGUCCGGCGAGGUGACGUUCUUCAUCGACGGUCACAAAGGAUCACCGGCGGCCCUCAGGGCGGUUGUACCGCAAGCGCCAUGGCGUGCGUGCGUGAGGCACCUCAUCACCAACAAAAACAUGAAGGCAAUGGGACACGCCUCUUCAGUGGCGGUUUACCGAGCGGCGGUGAUGCCUACCAAGGCCCUGUUUGAGGAGGCAAUUGAGUCAGUCAAGGAGGACUUCCCGGCCAACUACAACCUCCUCAUGAAAAACGACCUUGACAAAUGGACACACCAUGCCACCCCCAGCAACCUGGUCAACCUGAAGAUGUCCACCUCCAACUCUGCGGAGUCCACCAUUUCCGCGGUCGGCCACCAGGUUGGUGAACGAAAGGGGUGGAUAUGUUGAAAAGCCUUUUGCAGGUCCGAAUUGACGCACUAUACCCUUCAAGAGGAGCGUUUCUCGCUGGAUCUCAUAGCUGGUGCGUCAGGAUGUCCUCUCACUCAGCGUCAAGCGGCAGAUGUCGGUUCCCGUGUGGGCGUACAAAGGAGCCAGCGUUUUGUGAAGCCCCCGACAGCCGACCACUGUAGUUCCGAGUGUUCUCUAUUGACAUUCCCAUCGCUUCUUCUCAUUGAUGCAUGUUAUCUUGUGUCGUGAAUGUUGGUGGUAAUCGAAGUGGUAUUUAGUAGGUGCCUUUGUUUUCGGUGGGUCGAUCCAACAUGAAAGAAUCCAAGAUGAAGCGACUAUGUACCAUCCCUCACUACUAUACAUCCGCAUAAAAAAUACUUGGUGGAUGGGUGCAUUUCUGUUUCCCAUCCGGAGAGUAUCGUAGCCCCUCCCUUGUCACCCGUUGGUCAGCGUGUCAGCAGGGUCCAUGCUAAACGUGAGGACACAUGUACAUUCUCACCCAAUUUUAUUAUUGUUAGGAAUCCUGCAGUCCCGAUUCUUCAACGGCCACUUGUCCGUGUGUUGUGAUUUCCUUCUCUACGCACC
Ectocarpus sp. CCAP 1310/34 is the source of this 1012-nucleotide messenger RNA. NCBI's taxonomy places the organism in Eukaryota, Phaeophyceae, Ectocarpales, Ectocarpaceae. The record is from the annotation of a GenBank genome assembly.